Messenger RNA from Orbicella faveolata, 2549 nucleotides. RefSeq names its product RYamide receptor-like. Gene Ontology annotation, molecular function: G protein-coupled receptor activity. Gene Ontology annotation, cellular component: plasma membrane. The record is from RefSeq and is a predicted model, not a curated record. Lineage: Eukaryota; Metazoa; Cnidaria; Anthozoa; Scleractinia; Merulinidae. Gene Ontology annotation, biological process: G protein-coupled receptor signaling pathway.
GAAGACAUGCACCGUGUUUGAACAUAGAGUCUGAAAUGUUCAAAAAGAUCCAGAUGCCAGUGGCACGCAUUGAGAUAAACAUGUGUGCAUGAUAAUGAAAUUGCUUAAAUGUAAGCCGGAGGUGUAUAUUUAACGAUAAAGGACUAAGGGCAAUACAAACAUGGUGUUUUGAUAAAUACUUCAGUGGUAAUUUGGAUGUUUCCUGUUUUAUUACUGGAAUAGGCCAAUUGAGAAUGGACGUUAUUUUUCAAACUUGUUUGAGGAUCUCAUUAGGGGCUGUCUAACGCAAAUUUAAGUCUGCUUGAUUCGUUUGGGAGAUAGAUUUUAAAGCUUUUCUCGAGAUAACUAAUUAAUAUCCUACCGGGUAUUUUUUUACGAAGAUUAAUCGAAUGCAAAUUCUGCUAACUGUUUUAUAUUCGCACUUGGGUGCAAGCCAUCAGUUUUUGGGUGGGCAUUUGUUGGACUAGUAUUACAAAGCUUCUCACAUGGGCGUUGGAAAUUGAUGUGUUUUUCGCGGCACGAUAAUUCCUCCGUAAAUUAACCCAAUCAUUCACUAAAGAGUGGCGACAUUUAUUAGUUUCGCACCCCUUAACUUCUCAGUCCGGACAAAACACUGCUGCAGAAAUGGAUCUGACGAACAAAACAACAAGGAAUUCCUCUCUCGGGAACUUUACCACUGAUCCUAUCAGCUGUCAGGCGAUUGGCGAUGAAACGACAUCGAAAGCCGUCCAAACAACUGCAUACUGUAUCGUUCUACUUCUCUCCUUAAUGGGAAACACUCUGAUAAUACUGGUCGUGUACCGAAACCCUCGCAUGUGGACGGCGUCGAACUACCUAAUUGUCAACAUGGCUGCAUCUGACCUCCUUCUUCCCUUCUUUGCAGUACCAAGAAUGAUCGUCGAAGUCCUGGUCGGUAGAGAGCGAUGGCUGAUCGGAGGCACGGCAGGUUUGGCCCUAUGUAAGCUCGCUUACUUCUUGCAAGACGUGUCCACUGCAGUCUCUGUCCAAAGCCUUCUUGCCAUAACAGCCGAGAGGUUUUAUGUGGUGAUGUUCCCCUUAAAAGCAACUGCGAUGAAGUCCAACAUCAAAUACGUGAUUCCCUUGACCUGGCUCACGGCAAUCGGUCUUCAGUCACCGUAUCUUCAGGUCUUCAAGCUGUGCCUUGUACAAGGAAAACUAUUGUGCUGCCAGAGGUGGUCCAUGUCCAUUCGAAGCCAAUUUAUGUAUUUUGUUUUCAUUCUCAGUUUGGUGUUUGGUGCGCCGUUGAUAACUAUUGUAAUUUUGUAUGCAUUUAUUGUUUAUAAAUUGUUUCGCCGAAAGCUUCCACCAGGUACCCGCAAUUCCAUCACCCAGAAUCAGCGAGAUCAACGGGACAGACAAAACAGGAACAUCCUUAAAAUGGCAGUGACGGUUGUUGUGACUUUUUUUCUGUGCUUUUCGCCACUAGUGAUUCUGGCCCUACUUUUAACGACCGGCAGCAUCGGCAAAUGUAAAGCCGAAACAUUUCGCAUGAUCGCAAAGUUUUUCGCCCAGUCAAAUUGUGCCAUAAAUGCUUUCAUUUAUUACGCCUUUAAUUCACAAUUCAGAAGGGGAUUUAUUUCUAAUUUGCAGAAAAUGUUUUGUUGCCAUACAAAAAAUAACAAUGGUUUAAAUAUCACUGUGCGAUAUUCCACUUCGAGUCAAAGAAUUUCUCUCUUGUCAGAAAAACGAACUAAGCGUACUUGUUCCAUGAGGCGAACCACCUCAGAGGAGUAGACAAGGACAGACAUCAGUUAAAGAUAAAAAAAAACACAUCUUUGUUUUUAAAAAAAUAUUUGGUAAUUUAUAAGAUUCUUGUGUCCAGUAGGCUUAUGUAGGUGGGCCAGAGUUAUGUUCAAUAAGUUUAUCUCAAACUUACUAGAUAAGUUUUAGUGGAAAUACCACAGAAAUCGUUAAAAUACUAGCACGUUCAGGAAACAAUUUAUGCCGUAAAAGAUUCCAAUCUAUGCUUUUUAAUUAUUGUCAUAUUUCAGUAUGUUGUUCGAUUUAGUCAUUAGGAAAACAUUCAUUUUUCCUCGAGCUUAUUAGAAAUGUUUUCUGUGCAAAAUUAAGUAAUUAAAAAUGUUUCCUUCCAAGCAGUUAUCACUGAAACCACAGGGAGAUACUACAGUGCUAAAGAUGAUGCUCUGCCUGUGGUUAGAUAAGUAAUCGCCCAGAAAGAAAUGAAAUUACUUCGUUCUAGCUCUUAAUGCGGUACCAUAAAUGAAGUAGUUUGGAAUUAUUGUCAAUUGAUGUUCUAGGCAGCACUUUCAGGUAGAUUGUGAAAAAAAAAUUAGAUGUUAUAUGAAUUAUGUAAGCUACAAUUGAAGAAAAAUACCUGCAUAAGAAAUUUCUUAUUAUAAUGUUAUGAAUUUGACGAAUAUUACAUGAAAAGGUUUCAUCAAGCUAUUGCCUGAUACAAAACACUUACCCUCAAAUCAGUGAAAUAUCUCGGUUUUUAGUUUUAAAUGAGGUUUUACUACCCGCAUUGAUAAUAAAGGAAGAUAAACCUAAAUGAGAAGUAAUAAAGA